Messenger RNA from Selaginella moellendorffii, 2102 nucleotides. Its product is annotated as dynamin-related protein 1E. The transcript has 15 exons. Gene Ontology annotation, cellular component: microtubule; cytoplasm; membrane. Lineage: Eukaryota; Viridiplantae; Streptophyta; Lycopodiopsida; Selaginellales; Selaginellaceae. Gene Ontology annotation, molecular function: GTP binding; GTPase activity; microtubule binding. The coding region runs from base 118 to 1956 and encodes 612 amino acids. The record is from RefSeq and is a predicted model, not a curated record.
UUUGCUGGUGCGCUAGGGUUUUCGCGGAAGGUAGAGGGUCAAGGCGCGGGCGAGAACAAGAUCGCAUUUCCUCGCGCUCGUCGAUCGAUCUGAUCCCAGCUCGUUUCAGCGGAGAUCAUGACGACCAUGGAGAGCCUCAUCGGGCUCGUAAAUCGGAUCCAGCAGGCGUGCACUGUGCUGGGGGAUUAUGGCGGCGAUAGCUCGCUCCCGACGCUCUGGGAGUCCUUGCCGUCGGUUGUCGUUGUCGGUGGCCAGAGUUCUGGGAAAUCGUCGGUGCUGGAGAGCAUUGUGGGGCGUGAUUUCCUGCCCAGGGGAUCGGGAAUCGUGACCAGGAGGCCCUUGGUGCUGCAGCUCCACAAGACGGAGGGAGGAGCCGAGUAUGCCGAGUUUUUGCACAUUCCAAAGAAGCGAUUCACGGAUUUUUCUCUGGUGAGGAAAGAGAUCCAGGAUGAGACGGAUCGAGUGACUGGCCGUAGCAAGCAGAUUUCUCCCAUUCCAAUCCAGCUGAGCAUCUAUUCGCCAAAUGUUGUGAACUUAACGCUGAUUGAUUUACCGGGAUUGACAAAAAUUGCUAUAGAGGGUCAGCCAGACAGUAUUGUUGCUGACAUAGAAAACAUGGUGCGGUCUUAUGUCGAGAAGCAAAAUUCUGUCAUUCUCGCUAUCUCUCCAGCGAACCAAGACAUUGCAACAUCUGAUGCUAUGAAGCUAGCAAGAGAAGUGGAUCCUACAGGUGAACGGACAUUUGGUGUGUUAACAAAACUGGAUCUGAUGGACAAAGGAACAAAUGCUCUUGACGUUCUUGAGGGGCGGUCAUACAAACUACAACAUCCAUGGGUUGGAGUUGUCAAUCGCUCACAGGCCGAUAUCAACCGUAGCGUGGAUAUGGUAGCUGCCAGGCGUCGUGAAAGAGAGUAUUUUUCCUCCAGCGCCGAUUACGGUCAUCUGACGAGUCGCAUGGGUUCGGAAUACCUUGCAAAGAUACUUUCAAAGCAUUUGGAAGCUUUUAUAAAGGCGCGUAUCCCAAGCAUUCUUUCGUUGAUAAACAAAACAAUCGAUGAGCUAGAAAUGGAGUUGAACCAGUUGGGGAAACCCGUCGCUGUUGAUUCCGGGGCGCAGCUAUACUCGAUAUUGGAGCUUUGCAGGGCCUUUGAUCAAGUCUUCAAGUCCCAUCUCGAUGGAGGACGACCUGGCGGUGAACGCAUAUACACUGUUUUUGAUAAUCAGCUCCCUGCUGCACUUAAAAAGCUUCCUUUCGAUCGGCAUUUGUCCAUACAAAACGUACGAAAGGUUGUGAUGGAAGCUGAUGGUUAUCAGCCACACUUGAUAGCACCUGAGCAAGGUUAUAGGCGGCUUAUUGAUGGCGCUUUAGUAUUGUUUAGAGGUCCUGCCGAAGCGGUUGUUGACGCGGUCCAUUUUGUUUUAAAGGAUUUGGUGCGCAAGGCUAUUGGAGAGACGAUGGAGUUGAAACGCUUUCCAACUUUACAAGCCGAAGUUGCCGCUGCAGCCAUUGAAGCACUUGAGAGAUGCAGGGAGGAAAGUCGAAAGUUUUGUUUGCGCCUGGUCGACAUGGAAUCAAGCUACUUGACGGUGGAGUUCUUCAGAAAGCUUCCGCAAGAGUUCGAUAGGGGUGGCAACCCGUCUGCAACUACCAUGGAUAGGUACACAGACUCUCACUUGAGAAGAAUCGGGUCGAACGUCACAAACUACGUCUGGAUGGUCUGUGAGACGAUCAGAAUCUCAAUCCCAAAAGCUGUCGUGCACAACCAGGUCCGGGAAGCUAAGCGGUCGCUGCUAGACAACUUUUACACCCAGGUCGGCAAGAAAGAGGGCAAGCAGCUAGCUCAGUUGCUCGAUGAGGAUCCAGCGUUGAUGGAGCGCCGAACGGCCUGUGCUAAGAGGCUCGACCUGUAUAGAGCAGCUCGGGAUGAGAUCGACUCGGUGGCGUGGGGUAAGUGAGAGUUAAGUGAGUGUGAGCUGGGGAUGUACAUUACUAGUCCAUAGGAGAUUCAUUUUGAGAGCGAAGGGGGAGAGUCUGGUGUCUUCUUUCUCUCUUGACAUAUACGUAGGAUGAUGAAUAUAUACUAUUAGCGAGCGUUUUUUUC